Messenger RNA from Sparassis crispa, 3891 nucleotides. RefSeq lists its product with no specific name. Gene Ontology annotation, cellular component: intracellular anatomical structure. Bases 1 to 3891 code for a protein of 1296 amino acids. Gene Ontology annotation, molecular function: ATP binding; RNA binding. NCBI's taxonomy places the organism in Eukaryota, Fungi, Basidiomycota, Agaricomycetes, Polyporales, Sparassidaceae. The record is from RefSeq and is a predicted model, not a curated record. The transcript is spliced from 4 exons.
AUGUCUCAUUCCAAUCACCCCCAUGCGCGCCAUCCUGGUGAUCCAUCGUCAUUGUUGUCUAGACUGCACCCACCGGGUCCCUCCCCCUCAAAUCGAAAAUCAAACAAGCCCAAGGGCCGUCUCGCAAGGUCUGGUAAUGCAUCACGGACAGUCAUUCCUGGACCCGUUCACAACAUGGCCUAUAUCACCCAAGCGUUCAAAACUAGACCAUUGAAAUGGGGCGAUGAUCAGCCAAAGUCGCCCUUGAACAACUUCUUGAAGGAUCAUUUGCACAAAUCGCUUAAUAUUACCUUUGAGGAAGGAACGAGUUCACUUGGCCAGAGCAUCUGGAGGGCGGCAGUACGCAUAGAGGACGAAGGUCUUGACAUCACCGCCUACGGUGAUGAUGCAAACAAGAAAGAGGCUGAGAGACUGGCAGCACUAUCUGCUUUGUACCAAUUAGAUGCAAAGGGAGUGUUCGAAAAAUCGUACAAAAAGCCAAAGGCCGAGGAGACGUUGUCUCCAUCCAAAAUCACACUAUCAGACGGUGCUGUGGUUGAAUACGAACGCGCGCGCCAAUUCAUGGACUAUUACUGUCGCAGAUUUGGUUUUGGAAGGCCGGACAUAACCUAUGUACCAAUCAAUGCGCGGGGUUCGCGCAGUGGUACCACGACCUGGCAGGCAGACAUGACUGUUGGUGGACGCCGUAUUGGCUUCGGGAAAGGCACCACCAAAAAAACUGCAAUGACUACUUGCUACGUGGAUGUGACGCAGUAUCUCGAGGAGUGCGAUCCUGCCGUGUGGAAGCAGUUUGUGGAGGAUGCCAAGACCGGCAAGGACAUUGGCAUGGCACCGAGGGUGCUAUUUCAGAUUGACGAUGCCCUCGAGGACCAGAUACACGAUCUAUGCCAAGACAUAAAGGCGAGUUCGCUCUACAAAAACCGACCAAAAAUCGGUUCGCACAAAAUGGGCGACGAUGCGCCUGAUGCGGCCUCUUUUCAGGCCGCUGCCCCACUACCGCUGUUAUAUCGUCGACCGGUCCCUACGACGUAUUUGGAGGACAAGUCAGAACGGCUGCGGGAACAGAAAAGGAAGUACUUGAAUGAUCCCAAGUUGGAACAUAUGCGAAUCACCCGUGCUGCUUUGCCUGUGUACACUAAAGCCGAGGACCUGCUGGAGCACGUCCGGACACAUGACGUGACUAUCUGUAUGGCAGCCACGGGAUCGGGGAAGACGACUCAGAUUCCGCAGCUUAUUCUCGACGAGUGGAUUGCGAAAGGUGAAGGCGCAAAGUGCAACAUCGUGUGCACACAGCCUCGACGGAUAGCCGCUAUCAGUGUAGCAGAGCGUGUAGCGAAGGAGCGAGGGGAGAACGCCGGCAGAGGCUCUACGGUUGGCUACCAGGUCCGAUUUGAAGCCAAUCUACCGGACGAAUAUGGGUCGAUCACCUUCUGUACGACUGGAAUCUUCCUGAAGCGGAUGCAAUCCUUCAUGCUCGGCGACUCGACAGUCGGUCGGGAUCUAGACGAUGUCACGCAUGUCGUCGUGGACGAAGUCCACGAGCGUGACAUUGAUACGGAUCUGCUUCUAGUCGUGCUGAAGCGCCUUCUGGCUGACCGCAAAGCGAGGAACAAACCAUUGAAGGUCGUGUUGAUGAGCGCUACCAUCAAUCCCACACUCUUCCAGGAGUAUUUCCCAGACAAGACUGGUGCACCUGCAAGUGUCACCGAAGUCCCCGGUCGCGCGUUCCCUGUACAGAAGAAUUUCUUGGACGACUUCGUCCCUCAGUUGGCCAGUAACCCGUCGAAUUCUUGGGUAUUCCAGGAAGAGUCGGUGCAGAAAUACCUUGCUCAUCAGAUGGGUCCAGCCGCCCCUCAGGUUCCCGGCCAGAGAAACCUGAGACAUAGUCUUCCUGACGCAACAAGUCUGUCUGCAGACGGUGCUCAGGAUGAUGAUCUUGAAUUGCCCACACCGCUACUUGCUUUGACGGUCGCCCAUGUAAUCCACAACUCGACCGACGGACAUGUGUUGGUGUUCCUACCUGGAUGGGACGAUAUCUCGAACGUCCAGAAAUGCCUGCUGGACAGUCGAUCGCUCUACGGCAUCAACUUCAACGAAAGGUCGAAGUUCAACAUUCACUUGUUGCACUCGAGCAUCCCGAUCGCCGAGCAACAAGUCAUCUUCGAUCCACCUCCGGAUGGUGUUCGGCGCAUUAUUCUUGCGACCAAUAUUGCGGAAACAUCUGUGACAAUCCCAGAUGUCGUUUAUGUGGUGGAUAGUGCGAAGAUCAAGGAACAGCGUUAUGAUCCCGAGCGGCAUAUCUCGUCCUUGGUGUCUGCGUGGGUUGGCUCCUCCAAUCUUAAUCAGCGAGCUGGCCGUGCUGGACGUCAUCGACCAGGAGAGUACUAUGGAAUACUUACCCGCAAGUUUGCCGAUGAACUGCAUCCGCAUCAGACAGUGGAGAUGAAGCGGGUCGAUCUGAGUAACGUCGUCAUGCAUAUCAAAGCUCUCAAUUUCCCGGGUAUGACGGUCGAGGAGGUCCUAGCAGAAACUAUUGAACCACCUGCCCCAGAGCGAGUUGAAGCGGCGGUCAAGUCAUUGCAGAUGGUUGGUGCUUUGGACUCACACAACAAUCUCACAUCUUUGGGCCGUGUGCUGCUUCAACUUCCAGUAGACGUGCAGAUGGGCCGGCUUGUAUUGUACGGGUGCUUCUUCCGUUGUCUAGACCAAGCUUUGACUUUAGCGGCCAUCUUGACCAAUCGGGACCCUUUCGUAUCCCCUUUCCAUCUCAAGGCUGAGGCAGCUGCGAAGAAGAACUCUUGGAGCCCCGAAGAAUUCCGCUCGGAUGCCUUAACUGUCUUACGUGCUUUUAAUGCAUGGUGGGACCUCCAGAAACGGGGUCAUUACAUAUCUGCGAACAGAUUCUGCAUGGAUAACUUCUUGGCGAAGCCGACUCUGCUCAUGAUACAGAAGAUUAAAGAGCAGCUCCUUCAAUCCGUGCACCAGGCAGGCGUUAUCACCGUCUCAGCUGGAGGAAGUGUGAUGUCACGUCCGCACGGGUCCUUCAAAGGCCAGUCUUAUGUGGUUCCAGACGAGCUUGACCGAAAUGCAGAUUCUAUGCCUUUACUCGCUGCUUUAAUUGCAAUUGCAUCGCAGCCCAAGUAUGCCAUCCGAACCUCGGAAAGGGUGUACCGGACUGCUGUAGACAAGUCGGUCUUCAUACAUCCUUCGAGUGUCAAUCAUCGCAAAAGAGAGACACUCGAGCAAGAUGGAAAUACUGCGGUCACCGAAAAGCAAAUUAUUGCCUACGCAGAGAAGCGCCAGAACAUGUCCACUGGCUCCUCAAAUCCUCAGAAGUUCCUUGUGACAACUACCCGAUUGGAUCCACUUACAUACAUCCUAUUUGGGGCGUAUGAUAUUGAAGUGGUUGCACGGGGGUUAGAAUGUGACGGUUGGCUUCCUGUUAUCGGCCGACAGGACGCUUUGGACGACGUCGAACGCCUCAAGACACUCAUGGAGUCAUGCAUGCUGCGCGUGUUCGAGGGGAUCGUUGCUGGAAAGACUCAGCAGGGCAGGCGCGCUCUCCCCGAACGCAGUGACAAUCACGAGGAUGAAUCGGGUGACGAGGAUGACAAUGACAAGGUUUUACCGUUGUCGGACGUCGAGAUCAAGGAACUUGAUCUGAUGACGCGCGACAUAGUGCGCGUCCUAGACCGCUACAACGAUUACCGCAUAGCCACUCAAUCACGACACAACUCACGACCUGCGACUCCCAUGGACUCCCCCUCUUCCGUGUCAGGUCGACUACCUCCUUUCAGUGGCUCCAGGUCCGGGUACUCGACGCCGUAUAACAUGACAUCUUCGUAUAAUACGCGACCGAGCACUCCCAGUCAAUUGUCUCGGCGAUACUGA